Molecule: messenger RNA, 450 nt
Organism: Liolophura sinensis
Lineage: Eukaryota; Metazoa; Mollusca; Polyplacophora; Chitonida; Chitonidae
Product: dnaJ homolog subfamily C member 30, mitochondrial-like
Exons: 1
Coding region: 1-450 (149 amino acids)
Source: RefSeq, a predicted model, not a curated record
AUGUACCAUCCAGAUGUGAACAAGUCAAGGGAGGCAUCUACCAGAUUUGCUGCAAUUUCCGAGGCGUAUGAAACUCUUGGUAAUGUUCAAAAGAGGAAGCUGUAUGACCGAGGCUUUUUCAACCCUUCUGGCACCCAAGGGCAUUACAAAGAUGACAGCUCUGGACCUGCUCCAUUUAGAGAUGUUCAUGGAUUUCGAGAGCGCACAAAAACUCCCCCAAGGGGCAAAACUAACAUUUAUAACUUUGAUGAAUUUUACAGACGCCAUUAUGAAGAAAGUAUGCAACAAAAAGAGCAUGACAAGGAAAUGUUUCGCAGGGCAAAUAUUGAGAAAGUCAGUGCAGAAGGGGAUAAAGCAAGGGGUUUUCUAAUCCUUGGUAUUUCAAUAGGUUUCAUUCUGGCAUUAUGGCCAUUUGCAAGCAGUGAAAGACGGUCAAAAGGUGACAGGUGA